UGUUUUCUUCUGUAAUUACUGGAGUUAUCUGACUGUGCCUCCUGUUCUAGUCUGACUCAGUCAGUCUGCUCUCCAGCUCUGUGGAGAUGGUGGGGGUAAAGGUCUCCAUCUAGUGGACUGAUAGCACAACUACAGCUCAUCUGUGGGUUCUCUGCCUUACACAUGUUGGAACCAUGGUUACAGCUGCUCAACCAUCUCUAACUGUCCAUGACUUUCUCCAUGUCAUUGCACUCAGAUCAGUCCAGCACUGUGUGGGUGUGUGUGUGUGUGUGUGUGUGUGUGUGUGUUUUGUGUUGUGUUGAAGCCCAGAGCAGCAGCAGAGACCAGACUCUCCUGAACCUGAACCAGCUGUGUGUCCAUCAAGAGCCACCAGUCCAUGGAUCCACCUUAAGUGUUUAAAGGACAGCUUCCUGCAGAGACUCACAGGAAACCACGAUGACGGCAGUGGACCUUUUCAACACUCUGGAGGAUUUAAGAGAAGAUGAAUUUAAGCAAUUCAAAUGGUUUCUGCAGCAGCAGGACAUCCUGGAAGGCUACCAAAGCAUCAAAGUGUCCAAGUUGGAGAAUGCAGAAAGACAGGACACAGUGGAUGUGAUGGUUAAAACCUUUCAACUUCAUGGAGCUCUAAAGGUGACCAAGAAGGUUUUAGAGAAGAUCAACAGGAAUGAUCUGGUCCAGAGUCUGCCAGACACCAGCUCAGGACCAGAAGAGUCAGUGAAUGUCAAUGAUGCUGGAAAGGCUUCAGAGAACAGAGGAACUCCCUCCUCUCAGAGCAAAGACGGGAUUGUUCCAGUACCAAAGCCACCACGACACAUCUCAUAUUAUCAACAAAAGCUUCGGCCAAACCUCCAAAAUGAGUUUUUGUGUGCACAAGAGGGUUGGGCACAGAACAAAGAUGGGCGACCUCUGGAUGAUAUCUACACAGAUCUGUACAUCAAAGCUACUGGUGAUGUACACAUCAACACACAGCAUGAGGUCAGGCAGAUUGAGACAGUGAAGCCAACAGAUACAGAGACAACAAUUACACCUUGUGACAUGUUCAAACACCCUUCUGUAAAAAAGAGACCCAUAAGAACAGUACUGACCAAUGGAAUCGCAGGAAUUGGAAAAACAUUUCUUGUGCACAAGUUUGUGUUGGACUGGGCGGAAGGAAGAGCCAAUCAAGAUGUGCAUCUCGUUUUCCCCUUCACCUUCCGCCAGCUGAAUUUAAAGAAGGGGGAAAAGUGGUGUUUGGCAGAGCUCAUUCAUGAAUGUAUCUGGGAGACCAGAGACAUCAAGGAAGAAGCUCUUAAUCACAUUUUUACAGCUCUGCAGUCAUCAGGAAACACCAACUAUGACAGGAGCGAAUUCAAACUUCUGUUUGUUUUGGAUGGACUGGAUGAGAGCCGCCUUGAUCUGGACUGCUCCACCAAUUAAAACCAGACAGUUAAAAUUGAUGUGACAGCGCCGACCUCAGUGGACGAGCUGCUGACAAACCUCAUCAAGAAGAAACUUCUUCCCUCUGCUCGCAUCUGGAUAACCACACGACCUGCAGCAGCCAAUCAGAUCCAUUCUGAUUUUGUAGACAUCAUGACGGAGGUCAGAGGGUUCACUGACCCACAGAAGGAGGAGUACUUUAGAAAGAGAUUCACAGAU
This is a messenger RNA of Perca fluviatilis (European perch), 1635 nucleotides long. Its product is annotated as NACHT, LRR and PYD domains-containing protein 3-like. The transcript is spliced from 4 exons. Bases 436 to 1416 code for a protein of 326 amino acids. The record is from RefSeq and is a predicted model, not a curated record. NCBI's taxonomy places the organism in Eukaryota, Metazoa, Chordata, Actinopteri, Perciformes, Percidae.